AUGAAAAGCCCAAAAUCUGCACUGUUAGGUAGUAAAUCUAGAUUUUUGAAAAUCUUCACCAAAGUUAUUAAUGAAGAUCCAAGAAAUAGGACAAUUAGUCGUAGACAACUUUCUGCUUUAUCACCGACAAAACCUCAUUUUCCAAACGUACCAGAAGUUGAAGACGAAGGUUUUUUCACAGUUGAAGAUUUAACUCCCAAGAUAGCCGCGUAUAUACUUGUGUUUGUGGAUUUUAAGACAUUAUGUAGAAUGUCAAGAGUUUCUCGUGCAUGGUAUUGUAUUUCUCGAGACAACGAAAUAUGGCGUGGCAUGUAUGCGUUAAAUGAGGGAUGGAAACACAAUGUGCCACGCGAAGUUACUCUUGCAGGUGAAGUUGACUGGAAGCAUAUGUAUAAAAAUCGAUAUACACUUGCAUUACGAUGGAAAAAGGGUGAAUGUGAAAAACGAUAUCUUAAAGGACAUUUAGAUAGUGUAUAUUGCAUUCAAUUCGAUGAACAAAAGAUUGUGACUGGAUCUCGUGACAAAACCAUUAAAUUUUGGGACAUUAACACUGGGAAUUGUUUCCAGACGUUAUAUGGACAUGAUCUUUCAGUCUUAUGUUUACAAUAUAAUAAUUAUAUCAUGGUUUCAGGAUCGAGCGAUAUGACAAUUAUAGUGUGGGAUAUGUCAAAUUAUAACCAAAAUGUGCCUCAAUUGAUGCGGUUGGAAGGACAUUGUGCUGGUGUAUUAGACAUUUGUUUUGAUGGUUAUCACAUAGUCUCUUGCUCAAAAGAUAGUACGAUUAAAGUUUGGGAUGUACAAACGGGCGAAUGUCUUCGUACUUUAGUCGGUCAUCGAGGUCCAGUUAAUGCUGUUCAACUUAAGGAUAAUAGAAUCAUUUCAGCCUCAGGUGAUGCCUUAAUUAAACUUUGGGAUUUAGAGAAGGGAACGUGUAUUAGAGAUUUUGUUGGGCAUACACGUGGGUUGGCAUGUGUUCAAUUUGAUGGAAAAUACGUUGUUUCAGGAUCUAACGAUAGAACUAUUAAGAUAUGGGAUGUUGAAACAGCACAAUGUAUUCGAACUCUUGAUGGACAUACUGAUUUAGUUAGAACGUUACAUUUUGACAAUGACAAAAUUGUCAGUGGAAGUUAUGAUCAGACUGUUAAAGUUUGGGAUUUAAAAUCUGGGAAACAAUUGCUUGAUUUCCACGAAGGUCAUACAAGUUGGGUAUUUGACGUCCAGUUUAGUUUAACAAAAAUCGUUAGUUCAAGCCAAGAUCAAAAAAUACUGGUGAUGGAUUUCGCUGAUGAUUUGGACACAAGAUACGUUAUUUAA
Molecule: messenger RNA, 1314 nt
Organism: Funneliformis geosporum
Lineage: Eukaryota; Fungi; Glomeromycota; Glomeromycetes; Glomerales; Glomeraceae
Source: the annotation of a GenBank genome assembly